AUGACCAGGGCCAAGGCGUUAGCAGUGGCAAUGGAGAAACGCGGACAGAUGCGAGGUCUUUUUGGAGACAACUUUGGACACACCAAACUAAGAGGGGAUGAAAUUCUAGAAGAAAAACCCAGCAGAAACCAAGGUGUGGAGGUAGGAAGUUUCAGGCGGAAUUUGGCUGAUGACGACAGUCCAUCCAAAGUCGAUGCUUGGGAUGCCUUUGGGAGACGCAAGGGCUUUUUUGAGUGUCUGUCGCCAACGGCAAUCAUCUUCAAACAGGCCCUCCAGAGGCCUCUGCCCGGCUCGGCGCCUGACUCGGCCCUCCCGUCUCGUGGCUGCGGUUCCACCGUGGCUCCCAAAGGCGGCUCCAAGCAGCAGUCCGAGGAGGACCUGCUCCUGCAGGAUUUCAGCCACGACCUCUUGGCCAAGUCCUUGGUGCACUUCUUCGGGAGCGCCUUCAUCGUGUCUGCCAUCCCCGUCUGGUUACAUUGGCGAAUAUGGCACGUGGAUCUUACUCAGUCUGCUGUUCUGUAUAGCGUGGUGACCCUAGUAAGCACUUACUUGGUAGCCUUUGUAUCCAAAACCGUGAAAUUUGUUCUCAAGCACAAAGUAGCACAGAAGAGGGAGGAUGCUGUUUCCAAAGAAGUGACUCGAAAACUUUCUGAAGCUGGUAAUGGAAAGAUGUCUCGGAAGGAAAAAGAUGAAAGAGUCUUGUGGAAGAAGAAUGAAGCUGCUGUUUAUGAAGCCACAACAUUUUCCAUCUUCUAUAAUAAUAACACCCUAUUUCUGGUCUUGGUCAUUGUUGUUUCCUUCUUUAUAUUGAAGAACUUCAACCCCACAGUGAACUACAUUUUGUCCAUAAGUGCUUCCUCGGGCCUCAUCGCCCUCCUGUCUUCUGGCUCCAAGUAGACCACGUCAGCUU
Globicephala melas (long-finned pilot whale) is the source of this 910-nucleotide messenger RNA. The record is from RefSeq and is a predicted model, not a curated record. NCBI's taxonomy places the organism in Eukaryota, Metazoa, Chordata, Mammalia, Artiodactyla, Delphinidae.